Messenger RNA from Chelonia mydas (Green sea turtle), 1322 nucleotides. It is a transcript of the gene MRPS18A, whose product is annotated as mitochondrial ribosomal protein S18A. Gene Ontology annotation, biological process: mitochondrial translation. The transcript has 6 exons. The record is from RefSeq and is a predicted model, not a curated record. Lineage: Eukaryota; Metazoa; Chordata; Testudines; Cheloniidae. Gene Ontology annotation, molecular function: structural constituent of ribosome; small ribosomal subunit rRNA binding. Gene Ontology annotation, cellular component: ribosome; mitochondrial small ribosomal subunit. The coding region runs from base 48 to 593 and encodes 181 amino acids.
UGGCGCGCGGCGGCGGGAGGGGGGGGGUGUCGGGUCCGAUUCCCAAGAUGGCGGCCCCCGGCUUGCUGCGCGGUGGCUGGAGCCGGCUGGUCUCCGGUCUCCUGGGGCGGGGGGGCGGCUGGGCCCGGCCUCCGGCCCGCGCGCUCCGGCAGGUUGUGGAAGUUACGGAAGGAAGUACAACCGUUAUUGAGGGCAAAAUUAUAGAAGAUGUCAAAACCCCAACUCCUCCUAACCCUUCUGGUCAGUGUCCCAUUUGUCGCUGGAACCUGAAGCACAAAUACAAUUAUGAGGAUGUCUUAUUGCUGAGUCAGUUCAUCCGUUCUGAUGGAGGGAUGCUGCCCCGUAGGAUCACAGGUCUUUGUCUGGAGGAGCAUAAGAAGGUUGCAGUGUGCAUACAAAUGGCUCACCGAGCAGGUUUGCUGCCAAACCACAGGCCACUGCUUCCUGAAGGGCAUGUUUCCAAGAAACCCAAGCUCAACAGUAGCAAAAGAUUUGAAGGGCAAGAAAACUCCAGGCUUCCCAGACAUGGAAUUAGAUCCCUGCUAGCUGACACUGGGCAUGAAAUUCCAUCUUGUGUUCAAGGCCAGAUGUAAAGUUCAAUGGUAAAAAUCCAGUGUAGUCCGUUAAAUCACUAGGAGUUGCUCUUGUGAUAUAUUUGCAGUUGUAAUUCCACUCCCAGCGCUUUUUGCAUUGCAAGUUCUGGUUUCCUGCACCAGCAUGUUGGAACACAGUUAUACAAGCACAUCACAACUAACGUGUGUGUGUGUAAUUAAUUGGCCAGAAUCCCAGGAGAAAUAGCUGCCUACCUAAUGAAAAUAGACUAACAUCUUCGGAGACUUUCAACUGAGUUGGGCCUGCCUUAUUCAGGCUGGCUGUGGAGCUGGUAUCUUCCCAAUAAGAUGGCACGGGGGGGGUGAAUUUAGAGUUGGCUUUUGAUACAGUAAGGAACUGGAUGCUCAAACUUAGCCAAACAGGAUCAGAUGGAUAACUUGCCAGGAGCCUGCACCUAAUUUACACAGAAUGGAGCUCAUGGCAGUUGCCAUUGUCUUCCAUACAGAGGUACAACCUAUGAGUCCCAGGAUGCAGUGUUCCCUUUCAGUGAUCCUUCUUGAUCCAGUGGGGAGCUUUGCUUACUGUGUCCUCUGGAGUUCAUAGUCCUUGCCUCUGAAAUAAAAAAGUGGCAGUGGCCACCCAUGCUUUAGCCAAAGCCUUUUCUCAGUUAUCAGUCUCAAAUUUGAGAUGCUUUUCUGCUUCUGUUUUUACAGGUAUCUUACCCGCUGGUCAGUCAGAUCUGCUAAGCCCAUCUGGAAGAGGGGUCCUAA